AUGGACCAGACCCUAGAACGUGAACGUCAAUAUCACAUGGAGGACUACCAACCUCGAGCACCUCGUUACGACAAUCGUCGUCCUUACGAACGUCGUGAUGGUUACGACGAUUAUAAUCCCAAUGAUUACAACCGCGAAAAUCGUGAACAUAAUCGUUAUCCACGGAAUGGGCAAUAUUCUAAUGAUGAACGCAGGAUGAUGGAUGGACAUCCUCAGAGAGAUUUCCGUCCUGAAUAUGAUGAGCGACGACCGAAUCGAGGAAGGAGGAGACCAGAAGGGCCAGGCUAUGAUAGGAGACCACAAGGGCCAGGAUAUGAUUUUAAUGGUGGUGGACGAGGAAAUGGCCGUGGCAGGAGAAAUUGGCAUGACAAUAGAGAUUCAAGGAGAGGAAGAGAGCGGGAAUUCCCUGAACGAAGAGGGAAUUGA
Molecule: messenger RNA, 426 nt
Organism: Cooperia oncophora
Lineage: Eukaryota; Metazoa; Nematoda; Chromadorea; Rhabditida; Trichostrongylidae
Source: the annotation of a GenBank genome assembly